GUCCACUCUGCUCCACAUGCCUUACUGAGGUCUCGUCUUCUUUCUAAUGCAAAGCUGCAUUGACGCUCCCAGUUCCUGUUUGCUCAGCCUGUGGGAUCCAGUUUCUCUGCCUACGAUCGGCCCUCACUGAGGAGGUUUUCCAGUGCCUGCGUGCUGCUCAUAUCUGCCCUGUUUCACUCUCUAAACAGGGUGCCGAAUAAGAGGAAGACAUGUGCUGCGGUUCAAAUCUCAUUUCAAAAUGGAGUCCAUUACAGACCUGCUCUCUUCUGCAUCAGCACGUGGAGAGCUGGAAAAAGUGCUGAGUUUGCUGCAAGCUGGAGUCGAUGUUAACGGAAAGAAUAAGUUUGGGAGAACUGCUCUGCAGGUGGCGAUGCUGGGGAAAACCAAUCUCGUCCCGGCCCUCCUCGAGGCAGGAGCCGAGCCCAAUGCGCGCGACGACGUCCUGAAGCUCACCGUUGUCCACGACGCCGCGCGAGACGGUUUCCUGGAGGCCGUGCGCGCGCUGGCAGAUCACGGGGCGGAUGUGAAUCUCACGGACGAAAUCGGCAACUUGCCGCUGCAUCUGGCCGCGAAGGAGGGGCAGCUGGAGGUGGUGAAGCUGCUCCUGGAGCUCACCGAGGACCCCCGGAGGCCCAACGACCAGGGGCGCACUGCUCUACAGCUGGCACGAGACUUCCACCAUGAGAAGACUGCUGACUUCAUCGAGCAGUACUUGCUUUCCUGUGAGUGACGCGAGGAAAGAUGUCUUUGUUGUUAAUGCUUGUAAUCUUCAGAUGAAUAGCAUUUUAAAUCAAAGAGGUGUAUAUUACAGUGUAAUUCUCACAUUAAGUUUAAAUAAAAU
Molecule: messenger RNA, 841 nt
Organism: Fundulus heteroclitus (mummichog)
Lineage: Eukaryota; Metazoa; Chordata; Actinopteri; Cyprinodontiformes; Fundulidae
Gene: cdkn2c
Product: cyclin-dependent kinase inhibitor 2C (p18, inhibits CDK4)
Exons: 4
Coding region: 239-730 (163 amino acids)
Biological process (GO): negative regulation of cell population proliferation; regulation of cyclin-dependent protein serine/threonine kinase activity
Cellular component (GO): nucleus
Molecular function (GO): cyclin-dependent protein serine/threonine kinase inhibitor activity; protein kinase binding
Source: RefSeq, a predicted model, not a curated record